AUGGGUGUCACGCUCCCGAACGAGGUCUGGAUGUUGAUCGCGGAUUUCCUUCCUCGAAUGCCCGACGAACCUCGAUGGCAGCCAUGGAUCCGGUAUCGCCGCGUCAACCGAAUGUUCAAGACCGCAAUCGAGAAGCACUACAUAAAGCAUUAUCUGGAACGGACAUCACUGCAGCUGGACUGCGGAAGCUCUGAGUUUCAACUGAAUGAGGAAUAUAGUUUCGGUCGCUUCGCCGAUGAGCCCCACAACCGAAAGGCCGUCCUGGUCAGUAACGGCAUUAUUCACCAGAAACCCACCUCGACGUUCAGUCAACGUCAGGAUCAGAUUGACAAACUCCGUUUGAAGUUCUGCGAACGUGGAUAUCACCCAUUUAUGGUCAUGUUUGUCGAGAAUGGGGUGACGGACAUGCUUCCAAUGGACCUCGAAUUCGGGUCUAUCGAAUCCACUGUCCCUGAGAGAUCUGGUGAGUACGACCGAAUUUGUGUCUUCGACUGGCGGACCUAUUUCUGCACUUUGUUUGACGAGCUUCACCGGAUCGACCGGGCUCGUGAGUCUGGGGUUAGCAACCAGAUCCAGUUAGCAUAUGAGCUCAGCCGUCGUUUUCCUUUCAACACUCAGACCCGAGCCGAAGUCGUCCUCGCGGCUGGAACCCCGAACGUCGGUAGAGACGGUCGAUUGUUGCAAAUCCGUCGGCGUCGACGAACUCGAUUGGGCUUUCUAUCCGAUCAAAUAGAAUGGAGGCAUGUACAACCAUCCCUGGUUUUUAAGGAGCGGUUUGCAAAACUAGACGAGGAGUAUUUAGCCAGAAAGCUUCUCGAAAUUCAGCAUAAGCGUGUCAAGCAAGGACGUCCUAUUGAGUGGUAG
This is a messenger RNA of Talaromyces proteolyticus, 864 nucleotides long. RefSeq lists its product as uncharacterized. The transcript is spliced from 2 exons. Bases 1 to 864 code for a protein of 287 amino acids. NCBI's taxonomy places the organism in Eukaryota, Fungi, Ascomycota, Eurotiomycetes, Eurotiales, Trichocomaceae. The record is from RefSeq and is a predicted model, not a curated record.